Messenger RNA from Pelodiscus sinensis (Chinese soft-shelled turtle), 1928 nucleotides. Lineage: Eukaryota; Metazoa; Chordata; Testudines; Trionychidae. The record is from RefSeq and is a predicted model, not a curated record.
AUGAGGAAGAAGACGUUCCUGGAGCAGUGUGCCUGGCUUGCCCCCCACCCCCACUUGCAGCCCACCAUCCCCAUGGAGAAGAGGGUUGCCAUCAUCCUCUGGAAGUUCGCCACCCUGGACAGCUACUGUUUUUUUCCAUUACAGCAUCCAGGUGGUGAAGAAGUCCUAAGGGAACAAGCUGGAGGAGAUGCUACUGAAAGCUUUGAGGAUGUUGGCCAUUCCACAGAUGCCAGAACACUGUCUGAGUCCUUCAUUAUUGGGGAGCUUCAUCCUGACGACAGAGAGAAAGUUCAGAAACCAACCGGAACACUUAUUACCACUAUGGAGUCUAAUUCCAGUUGGUGGAGCAGUUGGGUGAUCCCAGCAAUAGGAGCAAUUAUUGUGGCCUUGAUGUAUCAUCUCUACAUGUCAGAAUAAGCAUCCUACUGAAAACCAAUUAAAGGAAAGACUGAUUUUGGAAAGAAAACAGAAGCCAUCUUAACCCACUACACUUCCUGACAAAUGUGUAUCUGAAGAGAGAAUUUUAAAUUGAACUUGUCCCGAAAACCAGAAAACUUUCUGCUGUGCACUUUCUUUCUAAUGCUACCUUCUACUCACUGUUUGAGUGCUAAUGGUAGUGUUUCUUUUGCAUAACACUGUUUUAUUCUCGAAUGAACUAUUUCAGAUAACUGCUGAUUUCUGUAUUAGAACACACAUUAUGUAUGUACCAGCCGGAAACUUCUAACAUUGAUUCUUUAAUGUUUAAGGCUCUGUAUGAUUUUUAAUACAAAUCAAUCAGCCCUAAAUAACUGAAAACUAGUAUUCAUGUUUUCAUGAAAACACUGUUCACUUUACUCUUUAGCUAUAAUAUUAUAUUUUGAUUUGUCUAGCAUUGCUUUCAAAUAGAUUUUUUUUCUUCCUACAUAAAGAAAAAAAUUCCAUUUUUACCUUUUAUUCAAACUCAGCAGUUUAGUAGGUCAACGGAUCUGUAAAGCUUGUAAACAGAGUAAAACCUACACAAUGUGUAGUCCUACAUUGUCAGGCUAUCUAAUGGCCUAUGUAAAAGACCUUUCUGACACCUUAGGAAAGAUUGGUACUGGAUGCCACCAUGAAUAAAUCAGUUGCUGCUUGAAAUACCAUCACUGAGCAUAGUAAAAAUUAAAUUUAGGAUAAUGUUUAUAUGAGAUGUCCCAAUUAUUGCACUAUCGAUUCUGCAAAAAAAAAGAAACCAAAAAUCUCUUGAUUUGUUCUGCCUUUUUUGGAGAAAAUAUUUUGUGUAAAUUGCACAACAGGCAAUUUUUCUUAAAUGCAGCAAAAUAUUGGUUUUAUCCACUAGAGCAGGUGUGGGGAACCUGGGCCAGAUGGGGCCCCCGGCUUGCCUGGAUCCAGUUCCUGAGGCUCAGCAUUGAGGAAUGCAUGAUGGCACUCCAGCUCCCCAACUGCCCACCUGCAGGGUAGAGCACAUCAAAUCUACUAGUCUGGGUGCGUCCCCUCCCCCCUGGCCCAGGCUCUGGUGUGUGAGGGGAAUGUGAGGAGUAUCUUUCUGCUUCUCAUUGUGUGCAGCCCCCAACUGAUUUUUCUGUGCGUCAGUGGCCCCAAACCAAAAAAGGUUCCUCACCCCUGCACUAGAGCUCUGUGCUUAUGUGACUAAUUUUUUCUACAACUUGAGUCAAACCUUUAGGAAACGUUCAGAUUAAUGCUAUGGUACCUAAUGAGUGAAAUAGAUCUAAAUCUGCACUAAGUACUCACUUGAUCAUGUUUCUUCUUUUAGUACUAAGGAAAAAAGAUAACCUAUGACUUGUAUUCAUGAAAUAACUGUAUGGGUGAGGAAAUUUGCUAUUUGCCUUUUCUAGGGCAAUGUUUUUAACUUCUGCUACUAAUAUUUCUUCUAAAUAAUUGUGUGUACAAUGCUCCUGAAUAAAAGCAAAUCCCUGGUAUAUCUUCCCUUA